Messenger RNA from Meyerozyma guilliermondii ATCC 6260, 276 nucleotides. RefSeq lists its product as uncharacterized. The record is from RefSeq and is a predicted model, not a curated record. Gene Ontology annotation, biological process: actin filament debranching; negative regulation of Arp2/3 complex-mediated actin nucleation. Gene Ontology annotation, molecular function: Arp2/3 complex binding; actin binding. Lineage: Eukaryota; Fungi; Ascomycota; Pichiomycetes; Serinales; Debaryomycetaceae. The transcript has a single exon. Gene Ontology annotation, cellular component: actin cortical patch. The coding region runs from base 1 to 276 and encodes 91 amino acids.
AUGCAGGCAAUCAUAUAUGUGAUUGACAAACAAACUUACGAAAUUAAAAAAGACUCCGAUGAAAUUUACACUUCUGUACAGGAACUCGCCGAGGACUUGCCUGACAACACUCCUCGCUAUAUAGUCGUUUCGUAUCCAUUGAAAACGAGUGAUGGCAGAUUGAAAACUCCCUUGGUAUUGGUGUACUGGAGGCCUCGUACUUCUGGUCAGGAAAGCCGCAUGUUGUACGCUGGUGCCGUAGAAAUGAUGCGCGAUAAAGCGGGUGUCUCACAGUAA